AUGGCCCCCAGCGACGAACAAGUAGCAGACAUCGAGAAAGGCCCUGCCUCUGAUGUCGACAACUCUCGUCUCGACUCUUCCACGAAGAAGGAGCAGAGGGAGGUACACGACCCAGCAAUUGACAUCGACGAGCUUAUUCCGUCCGACAACAUCGUGAUACAAUGGACCAAACGAGUCGAACAUUUCCUUGCCCUUGAAGUCCGUGGCAUCCACCGUGUCAAGUCGAACGAGCAGAGCCCCAAGGCAACGCUCAGCUUCUUGCAGAUUGUCGUGCUGUGGUUCUCGAUCAACACUGCUUCGCAGAAUAUCACUCUUGCGAGUAUUGGGCAGGGCGUAUAUGGGCUGGGAUUCGUGGAUGCCACAUUGACAAGCAUAUUUGGGGCCAUCGUUGGGAGUAUUCCGGUUGCAUACACGGCUGGCUGGGGGCCAUGGAGUGGGAAUAGGACAAUGAUCUGUGCCCGCUUCUCAAUGGGAUGGUGGCCAGUGAAGAUCUGCGUUCUCCUGAAUCUAGUCGUCCUGAUUGGAUACUCUAUGAUAGAUGCUGUUGUAGCUGGCCAAAUCCUCUCGGCAGUAUCUCCCAAUGGCAGUCUCACUGUGGAGGUGGGUAUUGUGAUCACCGCAGUUGUGACCUGGCUGGUAACUACCUUUGGUAUCAAGAUAUUUCAUCAUUAUGAAAGAUAUGCCUGGAUCCCUCAAAGCAUAGUCCUGCUUAUUCUAGCAGGAACUGCUGGACCCAAAUUUGAUAUAUACUCGAAGUCUACAGUUACUGGUGCAACACUGACUGGCAAUCGUCUCACUUUCUUCUCCAUUUGCCUCUCUUCCGCUGUAACAUAUGCUCCAGGAGCAGCCGAUUUCCUCGUAUAUUGUGAUCCGAAGAUUGCUUCACGCUGGAAGGUGUUUGGCGCUACUUUUACUGGCCUCACCUUGUCAUUCGUCUUCACCUUCGUUCUUGGUACGGGUUUAGCCUCUGGACUUCACAACGACACUGUCUGGAAUGCCGCUGGGACCGGCACAGGAGCAUUGGUUGUCGCAGGGUAUGAUAGCCUGGGCGCUUUUGGAAAAUUCUGCUCCGUCAUUGCUGCUUUGGGAUUGAUCGCGAAUAUGGUCCCUCCAACCUAUUCGUCUGGCAUCGACUUCCAGAUUCUGGGACGAUAUCCAGCAAUGGUUCCACGCUAUUUGUGGAAUACGCUUGCUGUGAUCAUUUUUGCUGUCUGUGCUCUCGCUGGAAGGAAUAGUCUCUCAGAGAUAUUUACGAACUUUUUGGCUUUGAUGGGCUAUUGGGUUGUUCUUUGGAUUGCUAUCACUCUCGAAGAGGAAUUUAUAUUCCGCCGAAAGAUGAAGCCUACUUUUGUCUGGAGUGAUUGGAACAGGCAAGAGAAAUUGCCUAUUGGGAUUGCGGCUGUGAUGGCAUUCUGUGUUGGCUGGGUGGGGGCGGUCCUCUGUAUGGCUCAGUACUACUUCACAGGCCCUAUCGCGAAACCGAUUGGAGACUACGGUGGCGAUAUGGGCAACUAUGUUGGGUUUGCUUUUGCUUCCUUGAUUUAUCCGCCCUUGAGAUAUUGGGAGCUGAAAAAAUUUGGCCGGUAG
This is a messenger RNA of Hyaloscypha bicolor E, 1587 nucleotides long. RefSeq lists its product as uncharacterized. Lineage: Eukaryota; Fungi; Ascomycota; Leotiomycetes; Helotiales; Hyaloscyphaceae. The coding region runs from base 1 to 1587 and encodes 528 amino acids. Gene Ontology annotation, biological process: transmembrane transport. Gene Ontology annotation, cellular component: fungal-type vacuole membrane; plasma membrane. The record is from RefSeq and is a predicted model, not a curated record. Gene Ontology annotation, molecular function: transmembrane transporter activity. The transcript is spliced from 4 exons.